Aureobasidium uvarum is the source of this 1476-nucleotide messenger RNA. Lineage: Eukaryota; Fungi; Ascomycota; Dothideomycetes; Dothideales; Saccotheciaceae. The record is from the annotation of a GenBank genome assembly.
AAGAAGAAGACCAAGGACGAUCUGAGCUCGCCCGUCUCGUCGCCCACCAAGGCCACCUUUGCUUCGCCCACGUCGCCGACCAAGCUCAGCCAUACCACCUCCAAGGAGCCGACCCCCGCUUUGUCCAGGGCGACGACCGCUGCUUCAGCUGCUGCAUCGCAAGCCCCUGCGCAAUCUCAGUCCCAGUCCCAAUCCACCUCCACAUCCACCUCCCAGCCCCAGUCGUCCGCCCAGUCGUCGCUUCCUGAAAUCAACGUCGAGCAACCAAAGUCAGCCGAGCCCAUGCAGCACCAGCAAUCCUUCCCAAUCCAGCAACAGCAGGCCCAACCACAAAGCCAGCAGUCCUACCAGCAGCAGUCGCAACCCUACCAGCAGUCGCAACAGCCCGCCCAGCAACAGCCGCAGCAGAAUGCUGCCAGCAUCCACAAUCUCAUCAACCAACCAACCGCACAGCCCAAAAACGCCCACGACUCUGCAUACAUGGCCAAUGGUGCCAUGGAGAAGCCCAAGCAACUCUCCAACCCCGUGCGCGAGACAAAGGGCAAGUACACGCUGCAGGACUUUACCAUCAACCGCACCUUGGGUACCGGCAGUUUCGGACGUGUCCAUCUGGUCCAGUCCAAGCACAACCAGCGCUUCUAUGCCGUCAAGGUCCUCAAAAAGCAACAGGUUGUCAAGAUGAAGCAGGUCGAGCACACCAACGAUGAGCGCCGCAUGCUGCAAAAGGUCAAGCAUCCCUUCCUGAUCACUCUCUGGGGCACCUUCCAGGACUCCAAGAAUCUGUACAUGGUCAUGGACUUUAUCGAGGGCGGUGAGCUCUUUAGCUUGCUGCGCAAGUCUCAGAGAUUCCCCAACCCCGUCGCCAAGUUCUACGCUGCCGAGGUCACGCUUGCCCUCGACUACCUGCACUCGAUGGACAUCAUCUACCGCGAUCUGAAGCCUGAGAACUUGCUCCUCGACAGACACGGCCAUCUCAAGAUUACCGAUUUCGGCUUCGCCAAAGAAGUUCCCGACAUCACUUGGACUUUGUGCGGUACUCCAGAUUAUCUCGCUCCCGAGGUUGUCUCGUCCAAGGGUUACAACAAGUCGGUUGAUUGGUGGUCGCUCGGUAUUCUCAUCUUCGAAAUGCUUUGCGGUUUCACGCCUUUCUGGGACUCUGGCAGUCCUCUGAAGAUUUACGAAAACAUUCUUCGCGGAAGAGUCAAGUACCCUCCCUACGUCCACCCCGAUGCUCAAGAUCUUUUGAGCAAACUCAUCACUCACGACCUGACCAAGCGUCUCGGCAACUUGCACGGUGGCAGCAAGGAUGUCAUGCAGCACCCUUGGUUCGCCGAGGUCACCUGGGAGAGACUGGCAAAGAAGGAUAUAGAUGCUCCUUACGUGCCUCCAGUCAAGGGCGGUCAGGGUGAUGCCAGUCUUUUCGACAAGUACCCAGAAGAGACUGAAGCAUAUGGAAGCAUGGGUGACGACCCGUAA